Messenger RNA from Cinara cedri, 3881 nucleotides. The record is from the annotation of a GenBank genome assembly. Lineage: Eukaryota; Metazoa; Arthropoda; Insecta; Hemiptera; Aphididae.
AUGAGUAAAUUUGGUUUAAAGUUUUCUAUAAAUGUGUACGCACUCCCCUUUGACGACUGCGAUAGUAAACAAAAAUUAGAUAAUGUUUACCUGAAUUCCGAUUCAGAGGAUGAAAUUGUUAACGAAAUUGUUGAAUUUGAUCGAGAAUAUUUUGGCUCGGGUUGGUACUUUUUUAAAUUUAAUAAUUUUAUACAUUGUGAUUUUUAUUAAAGGUAGGUAUUUUAUGAUUGUUAUUUUUCACAAUAGAUGUUUUACCGGUUGCCCAGUCUUGUGUUGAAUCUACUGAGACAAAACUAACAAACAAACCAAAAUGGGAAAAAUAUGGAACGUUUACACCUCAAGCCUACCAUUUUGACUCAUCUAAGGUAUAGUAAUAUUUAAAAAUUACUAGGUAUUCUGAGUAAUCAUUGUAUUACACAAAUCACUCUUUUCCUUUAUAUCUGUUCCUAAACUGUUUGGGCUUGGCUACCUUAGUUCUGAAUCUUCACAAUGUUUAUGCACAUCACAACAGUCUUAUGAUUCCUGAGAGACUCAUGGUUCUCUCAACCAUAUAACAUAAGUCUACUCCACCAACUAUCUAAAUCCGAGACCUUAGACUAGCAGUUUUCAAUUAUUUUUUUGCAUGGAAUGCUCAUUUUUUCAUAUACAAAGAAUUAUUUUGUCUAUAUUUUAUACAAAUAAUUUAUCAGAAAUAUAAAUACAGUUAAUCAGGAUAGAUUAAUUAAUAAUAGAAAAAAAAUGUUUGUUUUAUUUAUAAUUAUAUCUUAUAUUAGCUACAAUUAAAUAUUAUAAAAAAGUAUGUAUACAAACAUAUGUGAAUAAGAGUAAAAUAUUCCCAAACAGUAUUUGUAUAAAAAUUCCUUUAUUUAUCAUUUAUUAUAAUUAAAUAUAUUUGAAAAACAUCCGCUUGUUCAUGUAAAAUCUAGAGGUGCAUUUGCUGAAAGGUUAAUGAUUAUUUAAAAUAAAAACAAUUGUGUAUAUUUAAUGAGUUCAAAAAUAGUUUGACUAAAAUUAUCCAUUACUUAAUUGUAUUUAUUUAUGAAAGUUAAUAAAAUAAGUAGUAAUAUGACUAGCAUCUAAACAGUCUGAACAUCAGAAGAACGAUGAAAUAAGUUUUCAGUUAUUUACUAAAAUAGCCAAUACUUGGUUUCCAUAUAGAUAUGGGCAUCAUUAGAGUAAAAAUAGAUUUAUUGUUUACUCAUGAAUAAUUAUUUUAGUUUAUUUUUUGUUAUCCUGAACCCUACUCAUACUACAGCCAUAGGUUAUAGUGAGUAGAUCACCUUUGUAAUCAUUCAUGUAACAAUAUUAUUAUGAAUUGUAUACAUUUAUUUAUUAGUCAUACAAACAAAAUAAAUAAUGAUGAGUGGUUAAUACUGACUACAAUAGAUAAAUUUACUAUCACUAUAAUUGUACACUACAUAUUUAGUACAUAUAUAGAUCCACUGGAUCUAUUUGUAUUUACCAUACACUUCUAUCUAUUAAAUAAAUACCAAUCAAUCAAGAUUAAUAUUUAAAUAUUUAACAUUCAACUAAUUAAGAAUUUAAAAAUUAAAAAUAGUUUUAAUAAAUGGAAUGACUUAAUCAAAUGAAUAAUGAUAACUAGAUAUUUGGUGUUGACCUAAAGAACACACACAAAAAUGCUCAAAAAAAAAAUAUGCACUUAAAAAAUUUCCAAACAAAUUUACUUAAAUAAUUGAAAACCAUUUAAUUUAUAAAUAAUAAUUAUUAAUACAUAUAAUAUGGGCGUUGGAGUAAUUUAAAAUAUGAAUUGUAAAAUUAAUAGAUGAUAGUAUUUAUCUAAAUUUUAAGUUCAAUUUACAUUAAAGAAAAUAAUUAAUGAAUAAAAACCAAAACGUUGUUAUUUUGCAUACCUACCUUCUGAUACACUAUAGGUAAAAUAAAAAUGUGUCGGUUAAUAAAUGUUGAUAUGGUUAACUGUAUUAUAAUAUGAGAAUGGUAAUCUGUAUCCAUACGCUAUAAAUUGAAAAGCAACAAAAACCUCCCAAUAUUAAUAAAAUUAUUUUUUUGAAUAUAAAAUUUGAGAAAAAUGUCCCACAUUGUACAAAAACUACAGAAAAUGUACUAUAAUAAAAUGUAUAAUACAAUAAAAUUAUGUAAAAAAAACAAUAUGCAUUUAUAGCUAAAAAUGCUAAAAUAUGCAAAAUACAAUUAGCACAUUCUGAAUCAAGGGAGCAUAAAAUUAAUUUUUAGGCUUUAUCUAAAAUAGCAUUUUAUAAGAUCAAGGGGAGGGGGAAAUUCAAUAUUUAUCAAAAUGCUAUCUUUAAUGAUACUUGAUAAGGAUUAUGUAAAUUUGGAUUUUGUUAUAUCUAUAUAAAGUCUUCAUAUUGUUGUCAAGUAUACUUAUACUUUGUUCUAAAUUAGGGCUGACAAAAAUCAGUCAACUGGUGAAUGUGUUUCCACUACAGUAGUUUCUGCCACUAUACAUUAGUUAACCAAUCUUAGAACAAUUAAGACAAUGCUGUGAUUAUAUAUUAUAUAAUAUCAUAUAUUAAAUUAGGUACUUAUAAUAUGUUUAUUAUUGUUUUUUGUUAGAGUGGUUUUCGUAAAGCAGAAUUCAAACUCUCUGAGAAAUCAACUAUCUUGGACUUCUUUGAAGCAUUUGUAACACCUGAUUUAUUACGAAAAAUUGCUCAUGCAACGAAUCUUUAUUGGGAUCAAUUUACUGUUCAACAACCAACUGCCUCUAAGUAUAUAUAUAUAUAUUAAUAAUACCUAUAAAACCAAUUGAUGUGCCUAUUUAAAUAUUUUUACUUUUCAGAAAUUAUAAUUGGACAGAUACUGAUGUUAGUGAGAUGUAUGUUUUUUUGGCCCUGACUAUGGGCAUGCUUAACAGUUAUAAUGUAAAGGAUUUUUGGGACAAAUAUUCAUUUUUUAGUCGACCCUCGUUAAAUUUUCACAUGAGUUAUGAGAGGUACUCGUUAAUAUUGAAAAUGCUGCACUUCAGCAUAAAUGAGGAUCGAAAACCCAAAGAUUGUUUAUUAAAGAUUCGCAUGCCAUUAGAAGACAUAACUAAUAACUUUAAAAACGCAACUAUCCCAAAUGAAAACUUGGCAAUUGAUGCAAGCUUUGUUUUGUGGGAAGAACCUAUGGAUGUCAGACAGUUUCAUAACAAUCAUCCUCAAUACUCAGGAUUAAAAGUGUUUGCACUUGUUGAUAUACAAACAGAUUUCAUUGUUAAUUUACUUGUAUAUACUGGAAUCGAAACAGAAUUUCAUGAAGUUGAUUCAAACCUUGGAAUUUCUGGGAAUGUGGUAAACACAUUAAUGGAACCUUUCCUUUACAAAGGGUACAAACUCUUUAUUAACAGUUUGUAUGUGACACCAUUAUUGGCUAAGUUUCUACUAAAAAAAUAUACUAACAUGACUGGAUCUGUUAAAGAAAACCGUUAUGAUAUACCUAAAUUGAAAUGGAAUCUGAAAGCUGGUCAGACUGACAGUAAUCAUACAGACACCAUGCUUGUUAUUAAAACAAAAUAUCCUGGUUACAAUUAUAUGUUGACAACACAAUUUGAAGAUAGACAAGAUAUUGUUGGAAAACCCCAUCUUCAUGGAUAUGAUAUAACAAAACCAUUAUCUUUGAAUAAAUAUAUUGAAUACAUGAAGUUUAUUGACAACUCUGAAGCUUUACUCUGCCCAUUAGAAGUCCUAAUGAAAAACUUAAAGUGGUAUAAAAAACUUUUUUUUCAUCUUAUUGACCUGUGUUUAUUAAACGCAUUUUCUUCUUAUAAAACCAUAACCAGAAAUUCAAUUUCAUUAAUUGAGUUUCACUGUAAUCUUAUUCAUCAAAUAUUGAAAAAAUAUUCUACUAAAUGUUGUGCACAUCACAAUGGUGAUAGUGUUUAUGGUAUUCCAGAAAUUUGA